CGGCGAUUCAGGAAGUAAAUCCAUCACAGUGACAGGAACAACAUCACGGGACUGUCUUUGCACUGAGCAGAUUAAUAAAAUAUUACCUGUAAGCGAUCUGUGUACACACCUGUAAUAUAAGACAUCAUGUCUAGGCAGUCGAACAGAGCCACCGACAGCAAGAAAAUGAAUUCAGAAUUAUUCACUCUCACGUAUGGAGCCCUGGUCACUCAGCUGUGUAAAGACUAUGAAAAUGAUGAGGAGGUCAACAAACAACUGGAUAAAAUGGGAUACAAUAUCGGAGUGCGUCUGAUUGAGGACUUCUUGGCUCGGUCCAGCGUGGGGAGGUGUCACGAUUUCCGAGAAACGGCCGAUGUCAUUGCAAAGGUAGCCUUCAAGAUGUACUUGGGUAUCACUCCCAGCGUGACCAACUGGAGUCCUGCUGGAGACGAGUUCUCUCUUAUCCUCGAAAGCAACCCCCUGGUGGACUUUGUAGAGCUUCCUGACAACCACAAUAAUCUGGUCUACUCCAACCUGCUCUGUGGGGUGCUGAGAGGAGCUCUUGAAAUGGUUCAAAUGGCGGUGGAUGUGCGGUUUGCUCAGGACACGCUAAGAGGUGACAAUGUGACAGAAAUUCGCAUGAAGUUCAUUAAAAGGAUCGAGGAGAACAUGCCAGCUGGGGAUGAAUGAGG
Rhinichthys klamathensis goyatoka is the source of this 671-nucleotide messenger RNA. RefSeq names its product trafficking protein particle complex subunit 3 (gene trappc3). The transcript is spliced from 5 exons. Gene Ontology annotation, cellular component: cytosol; cis-Golgi network membrane; TRAPP complex. Gene Ontology annotation, biological process: endoplasmic reticulum to Golgi vesicle-mediated transport; intra-Golgi vesicle-mediated transport. Lineage: Eukaryota; Metazoa; Chordata; Actinopteri; Cypriniformes; Leuciscidae. The record is from RefSeq and is a predicted model, not a curated record. The coding region runs from base 127 to 669 and encodes 180 amino acids.